This is a messenger RNA of Penicillium maclennaniae, 1740 nucleotides long. Its product is annotated as asparagine--tRNA ligase DED81. The transcript has 3 exons. Gene Ontology annotation, biological process: asparaginyl-tRNA aminoacylation. Gene Ontology annotation, molecular function: ATP binding; asparagine-tRNA ligase activity; nucleic acid binding. The record is from RefSeq and is a predicted model, not a curated record. The coding region runs from base 1 to 1740 and encodes 579 amino acids. NCBI's taxonomy places the organism in Eukaryota, Fungi, Ascomycota, Eurotiomycetes, Eurotiales, Aspergillaceae. Gene Ontology annotation, cellular component: cytoplasm.
AUGGCCGAUCUUCACAGAACCCACCACUCCAAACCCGAGCACUAUCAAUUGGCACCAUUGGAUCCAGUCCUUGCAGAGCAAUUGCCCGACAUGGCACCUUCUAUCUACAUUGACGAGGACGUCGGUGUCGACGACGCCACCGCGACCGGUUCCGAGACCGCUCCCUACAAGACUCUUGUGCACGCCUUUGUGCAGCACGCGCCCACCACCGAGGGUAUUCAAUACUUUACCCGCAAGUCACAGACAGAUGCUGCCGGUGAUGAUGUCGACCCUGCCGCCAAGCUGGAGUGGAAGCCCGCCACCAAGUCCGCCAUGAAGAAGGCCACCAACCUGUACGAGCAGCGCAAGAAGAAGGCCGCCAAGGAGCAGGAGCUGGCUAUCCGCGAGAAGGCCGAGGCCGAAAAGCGCCAGAAGGUUCUCGAGGAGGCUAAGAAGAUCGUAAUUAAGGAGGACACCUCGCUGCCCAAGCCUGUGCGCAUUCGUCUGGAUGUCACCGACCCCGCCAUUGUCAAGCUGCGCGCCCCCGGCUCCGACCAGCCAGGUACCCGUGUUCGCGUCCUCGGUCGUGUUCACCGUGCUCGUGCCCAGAAGGAUGUCGUCUUCAUUACCCUGGCCGAUGGCUAUGGUUAUCUCCAGUGUAUUCUGACCGGCGAUAUGGUCAAGACUUACGAUAUCAUGACUCUGACCCUCGAGACCUCCAUGGUCAUUCACGGUGAGAUGCGCGCCGUCCCCGCUGGAGCUCACGCUCCCAACGGCCGUGAGCUGCACGCCGAUUUCUUUACCAUCAUUGGCCGCGCUGCCGGUGACAAGGAGGCGAUUACCACCCGUGUCGCCCCCGAUGCUGACCCCCAGACCCUGUACGACAACCGCCACCUGGUCCUCCGUGGUGAGACUUCCUCCUCUGUGAUGAAGGUGCGCUCCGCCGUCCUGCGCGCUUUCCGCAAGUCGUUCGAGUCCCACCGCAUGUUGGAGGUGACCCCUCCCGCCAUGGUUCAGACCCAAGAGACCUGUCUCCCCUCCCUGGGCGACGUGUACUGUGUCUGCCCCUCUUUCCGCGCAGAGAAGUCUCUCACCCGUCGCCACUUGUCCGAGUACACUCACAUCGAAGCUGAGCUCGAUUUCAUUACCUUCAACGACCUCCUGGACCACAUUGAGGAGCUGAUCUGUCGUGUGAUCAACUACACCCUCGCAGAGCCUGAAAUCGCCAACUACAUCAAGACUCUGAACCCCGACUUCAAGCCCCCGAGUCGUCCCUUCCGCCGCAUGAAGUACUCUGAUGCCAUUGACUGGCUCGUGGAGCACAACAUUCCUAACGAGGAGGGCGAGCCCCACAAGUUCGGCGACGAUAUCGCCGAGGCCGCGGAGCGCAAGAUGACGGAUAUCAUCAACACUCCUAUCUUCCUCACUCACUUCCCUGCGGAGAUCAAGGCCUUCUACAUGAAGAAGGAUCCCGAGGAUCGUCGCGUUACUGAGAGUGUCGACGUCCUCAUGCCUGGUGUUGGCGAGAUCGUUGGUGGAAGUAUGCGUAUGGAUGACUGGGAUGAGCUGAUGGCUGCCUAUAAGCACGAGGGCAUGGACCCUAAGCCUUACUACUGGUACACUGACCAGCGCAAGUACGGUACCUCCCCCCACGGAGGCUACGGUCUCGGUCUGGAGCGUUUCCUCGCCUGGCUGUGCGGUCGCUACACUGUCCGUGAUUGCUCGCUCUACCCCCGCUUCACUAACCGUUGCACCCCGUAA